UUAUAUUAACAAUAUGUCAGUGCAGCUCUUGUAUUCUGUGUUUUCACCCUGUAACGAGGCCUUUGGUGUCUGUUAAUCCGACUGAAUAUUUACCUUUUCAUGCAGUUUCCACACGUCACGAUUCAACCAUGGAUCUUGUGCUGAAUGUUGCCGACUACUACGUCCUCACCCCGUAUGUUUACCCUGCGUCGUGGCCUGAGGAAUGGGCCCUGCGGCAGAUUAUCAGCCUGCUGGUGCUGACCAACCUCGGGGCUGCAAUCCUGUACCUGGGCCUGGGGGCCAUCAGCUACUUCUUCAUCUUCGACCACACUCUGAUGAAACACCCGCACUUCUUAGAGAACCAGGUUCAGCGGGAGAUCAAAUAUGCGAUGACCUCUCUGCCCUGGAUCAGCAUUCCCACCGUGGCUCUGUUCUUCGCUGAAGUUAGAGGAUACAGCAAACUGUACGACAACGUCGGCGAAUCUCCGCUGGGUUGGCCCGGGCUCCUCCUGAGUAUGAUCUCCUUCCUGUUUUUCACCGACAUGUGUAUCUACUGGAUUCAUCGCUUCCUACAUCAUAAGCUUAUUUAUAAGCUGUUUCACAAACCACACCACUUGUGGAAGAUCCCCUCUCCCUUUGCUAGCCAUGCCUUUCAUCCAGUAGACGGCUUCAUGCAGGGACUCCCGUACCACAUCUACCCCUUCUUUUUCCCGCUCCACAAGGUGCUCUACUUGGCCCUCUACGUUUUCGUCAACAUCUGGACCAUUUCCAUCCACGACGGCGACUACCGCGUCCCCGGCGGUCUGACGAGCGUCAUCAACGGCUCGGCUCACCACACCGACCACCACCUCUUCUUCGACUACAAUUACGGCCAAUACUUCACACUGUGGGACCGCCUGGGAGGCUCCUACAGGCACCCGUCGGCUCUGAUGGGGAAGGGUCCCCACGAUCUGAUCCGCAAACUUCAAGCAGAGGGAAAGCUGGGAGAUGACAGAGUGAAGGCUAAAGGGCAAGUGAACGGACACGCCCAGAGAGGAGUCACAUGUAAGGAGGAGUAACAUUAGGGGAAAUUACAAUUAGCUGCUGAAAGCGAUCACUAUUUUUGUAAAGACAAUGUGCUGCACCCACACUCAGCUAAUUUGAGAGCGUGUACUUGCCAAAUGAGAUUUUGAAUUCUAGUGGAUAAGGCGCCUCUGGACUGACAUCAUCAGAGGCGAGCUUUGGGACGCGACCUCCUCUGACGUACCAGUUAUGCUUGUAUCAGUGACAGACACUGACUAAUGGGUCACGCUAACUUUGCAUUCACCACCUCUGUUACGUGCUCGAGCCUCGUAUAACUUACGAAAUAAACUUGAAUUUCACAUAAACCAUGAGUCAUAUUGAAAACAAACAUAGAAAUGAUCCUCCUGCUUCAGCUGUUGUAGCUCACUGCAUAAAGAUUCACUUGAGCAACUAACUGACAAAUACACAGGUGGAAAAACGCUGACAUUUUUCCUUUUAAAGCUGCCCUCCCAUGCACAGGUAAGCUGGUGCAGUUUAGCAUUUUCAAAACCAACAUUCUUUGUAGCUGCUCUGUUUGGGGUUUGAAGAAAGUUGAGUUACUGGGAUAAACUUUGGCUCCAGUAACCCAGUAACCUUUGUGCAGCCACCGCCUGCUGACACUAACUUGAUAUGGUGAGACAUACAAAUCUGUUCUGUAUCUCAAGAAGUGACUGAAGUUUCUUGUUCCCUUGGUUUACAAGUUCUGAUCAUGUAGGUUAACACUGUGCAUAAGGACAAGACCAUAAUUACAGAUGAUCUUAUAUUUAGCAUUUUUAUCAGUAUGUUGUCAGUGACAGCUGGAACAUGCUUCUGUUAAUUACAUCACCUUCAUUUAGUUUACUGUCCUUUCACUUUUAACCAGUGCACAGUUACACACUGGAGGAACAGGGAUGCAAACAGUGUAAGAUGACACUUUUUUGGUUACAUAUUCAUCACAGUUCAUGUCUUCGCUCUGUCUGUAGAGGUGAUUGCAUCAUUAGUAUGAGAAUAAAGCACCUUUCCCCCUU
Seriola aureovittata is the source of this 2027-nucleotide messenger RNA. It is a transcript of the gene sc5d, whose product is annotated as sterol-C5-desaturase. The transcript has 5 exons. The record is from RefSeq and is a predicted model, not a curated record. Gene Ontology annotation, molecular function: iron ion binding; oxidoreductase activity. Bases 129 to 1037 code for a protein of 302 amino acids. Lineage: Eukaryota; Metazoa; Chordata; Actinopteri; Carangiformes; Carangidae.